AUGGAGCGGUCACCGCGCAGCGCGGCCGUGCCUCGGACUAGAGCCAGCAUGGGCCAGUACCACACACUCAGGUCAUUCGUGGUUACCUUGGCAAUCACGAUAGUAAUAACCAAGUCACCAGUCAGUGGUUUCACCAUACCUCGGCAACAAAGUAUUUUGGAUUCCUUACCAGAUCUUGAAACUGGAGAGAGCACGCAAUUAGAAGUAAGGUAUGAUUUGAAGAUCUCAAAUAAUAGUGACAGCAGUGAUGACAGGAAGAUCAAUAAUUCAGAUUCGAGAGUAAUAGCAAUCAAUGUUCUAAAGAAUACAGAGAAAAAUGACACCUUGCAUAAAAAUAAUAAAGCAGUACAAGUGAUUGUUAAUAAAACUGCCGAUAUGCAGACAAAAAUUCCAGAAAAUAAUAAAUCCGAAAAUCGAUCCGACCCACUGAAUACAAGUUCGGUAGAAGGAGCUAGUCAAUCUAUUACUACUUCUGCACCAAGCACGAGUCAGACAACGACAAGAGAACCUGAAAUUAGUCAAGUGAUAAUUAGUACUGCCACAACACAAACUUCACUUGCUACUGAUUCUCAAAUUAGUACAUCUAAAGAGAGUUCGAAUACCACUGCUAAUGAUGGUAAAGUGCAAAAUGAAAACUAUACAAAAUCCAUAACUUAUCGAAAUAAUUCAAAUUCUGCUAAUAUCAAUAUUACUCAUAAUAAUACUUCCAUUGAAAAACAAGCGGCAACCAAUAUUAAUGAUACUAUCAACAAGAAUAAUACUAUAAAAAAAGUUUAUAAUAAUAUGAUCAACCGUGGCUCCAACAUAUUUAUUUUGAACGACACGGAAUUUAAAUCUGCCGCUGAACGCAAAGACCCACGCUCAAUAUUUGAUUUACAAAAUCUGGAUAGCAAAAACGAAAGCAAUUAUGAUGACCAAGAAGCUGAUCAAACUCAUACCAAAGAACAAAGUUCAACAUCAACUACUGAUACAGCAACUGAGACUUCUACGUAUUAUACUGAUUUAAAUACUGACGUUACAAAAGUCAAUAACACAACAGAAGCGACCACAAAUACAGAUUAUUCAACAGCCAAAACUCUUAACUCCGAUUUUUAUACACUAUCAUUGCCACCUUGGAAAAAAUAUACUACGAUUGAUAGAAAACGUAUAAGUACUGAAGAUACCACAAUAUCAACUAAAGAAAUGGCUGUAGCAGAAACUUCCCAAAUAAGUUUAGAUAAAGUCCUUACUAGUAAUACACUAAUACCAUCACUAGAACAAUUGAAAAAUGAACUCUUAAAUUCUCAAGAGUCAACAACAAGAAAGUUUGAAACACCAAGUACUAUAGAAGCAGCAAACAUAAACAAUGUACAAAAAUCUGAAACGCCGACACCAAAUAUGAUUGUUACAACGGAAAUUGGAAAUACGAAGUUAGAACUGGUGUCAAAAAGAGCAGGUUAUAAAGAUAAUCGAGAGACAACGAUGACACAGCAAGUUGAAGCCACCACCUCAGAGCUCCCCACAAGAGUUAUCAAAAACAACACUGAAAUGUUUAGUUCUAUGUAUGAAACAGAACCCAGCGAAGUUGAGGGGCCAGACACUAAGAAUGACACUGUGUAUGAGUCGCAAAGUCAAUUGGCGGAAGACGCGAUCAAAGAAGAGUUAUUAAAAGAAGAAAUGCUCAAUGACAAUGAAGAGAAUGCUAAGCGGUACGUCUUACCCAAAGUCAAGGGUUCGAAAGAAGAUAGUGAAGGGUUCGUGACUGUACCUGAAACUGACACUGAAGAUAUGCUCAGCGUUAAACCUAUUGGACACGAAAAAAAGAAAAAUACAAUUUUAUAUACUGUUAACCCAAAUUACAAACCACUUAAGAAGAUUGAUGUGCAACCGCCAAAGCUUUUCGUUCGCGAUCCCGAUGACAACAGUUGGAGAAACGAAAGUAUCAGCUCUCUAGGAAUCGUGUUCAAACCAAAGAAUGCAUCAAAAUCGUUUACACAAGUGUUAAAGAAUAAAACUGAAAUAGAGUUAGCGAAUAUGACUGACAAAGAUAACAAAGACAAUGUCCCAGAUUUAAGAGUAAGGUUAGAAAAGAUAGCAGAAGUAAGAAAAUCAAAGAAAAAGAUUAACAAGUUUGGAGAUACAGUAUACAGUGACUACGAGGAGUCAGGGGAAAAUGUAAAUGUUUCUCUUAAAGAAGAGACAACUACACCAUCCUUUGAGGACUCUAUUCUAAACUUCACUCCUCCGCCUAUAUCCAAAUCACUUACAACAGAAUUUGAUCUGUCUGUAAAUGCGAUAUCAACGGAAGGGUUUAACCUUUUCAAAAACGAGAUGAAGCCUUCCCUAACAACAAAUAAACCAAAAAAGUUCUACAACUUGGCAGAGUACUACGAUGCUACUGACGAGUAUGAUGCUGAUUAUGUAAAUCAACACAAAAUAGAUUUGAAGAAAUUUACUAAACCACUAACACCAAAAGAAAACCCCGUUACUCCCCCUACACAGGUAUUUCGUACUCAACCUAUGAGAGAAUAUCAACCCGAGAGAAAAGCUACGCUACAAUAUUUCCCACCUACGCAAAAAAAUACACAAAAAGUAAAUUUAAACGAUUAUGAUGUGGAUUUUAACAGAAAAGUAAAUUUGUAUACCAUGAAAGCGCCUCUUAAACAUUCUUCGCCUACUUCCUUUGGCACAGCAUCUCCCCUUGGCACCGAUAAGUAUCUACCUGUGAAUAAAAUAACAAUGAAGCCCACAUACACCCCAAUGUACCAAACUAACAGCUUGGACAAGAACCUAUACUUGACUACUCAACCACGAGUCCCAGAACCCCCUAGUGGAUUUGUACCAAAUGAUGGAAAUUUCAACAGAGCUUCGUACGUAAUCAAACACUAUCGAGACUUUAUCAAUGAAGCGGCUAAAGAGAGUGAAGACGAAAGAGGCGAGUACCCGUACACAGAGCCUCCACUUCGCGGUGUCACUAUCAAUGAGCUCGCGAAAAUGACCACCCCCAAGGAAAUCAAUCCGGGUGAUGAUGAUUACGAAUACGAUGUGAAAUUCCGUAAAGAUAUUAUGAACAGAUUUGUCGAUAACUUCAACCAGAACAGCGAGAGAUUCAGGGUGGACUUUCCGAUAUUAUAUAACAGUAGUAUCGUACACAGACAAACACCAGAGAAUGGAAGAAUAGCUUCUUCGACUGCAUUCAUAAAGAGGUUGUAUGAAGUGAGCGGUCCCAGGGCAUCAAACUUCUUGUCACACAGAAAGCCGUGCGACCCGCACUGUGACCCAAACCUGACGGUGGAGUUGUCUCCUGCGUAUGAGCUUCACUAUUACGUCCCGGAACAAGAGGAGAAGGAAGAAAUGGAACAGAAACCUGCCACAGUACCAUACCCGUACAGAUUAUGA
This is a messenger RNA of Spodoptera littoralis (African cotton leafworm), 3378 nucleotides long. NCBI's taxonomy places the organism in Eukaryota, Metazoa, Arthropoda, Insecta, Lepidoptera, Noctuidae. The record is from the annotation of a GenBank genome assembly.